This is a messenger RNA of Oryza sativa Japonica Group (Japanese rice), 1704 nucleotides long. Its product is annotated as E3 ubiquitin-protein ligase SINAT5. Lineage: Eukaryota; Viridiplantae; Streptophyta; Magnoliopsida; Poales; Poaceae. The record is from RefSeq and is a predicted model, not a curated record. Gene Ontology annotation, cellular component: cytoplasm. Gene Ontology annotation, biological process: ubiquitin-dependent protein catabolic process; multicellular organism development. Gene Ontology annotation, molecular function: protein binding; zinc ion binding; ubiquitin protein ligase activity.
AAAGAAAAACGUAAUUACAAGCCACCCCCACCCAAUCCCCCCGCACCACCACACCACCAUUACACCCGCAAUCAACCGCCCCCACCACCAAACCACACCACCCCGCAACCCAAACGCUAACGCAACAAUCCCCUCCUCUCCAAAUCCAAUUCCAAAUCCCCAUCCGCCGCCGCUAAUCGGAAUCGCGGCGGAUCACCCUCCGCCUCCGACGAGGGUUCGACCCGAUCGACUCCCCCUGCCCCGGCGGGCUCGCGGGCGGCGGGCGGGGGGCUGAGCUGAGAGCUGAAUUCGGGUUCGAUCUGUGGCCAUGGACAUGGCGAGCAUCGAGUGCGUCUCCUACUCCGACAGCAUGGAUGACGACGACGACGAUGGCGUCGGCGUCGGCGGCGUCUCCCACCUGCCACGCCCCAUCCUCGUCAAGCCCUCCUCCGCCGCCGCCGCCGUCAACGUGGUCGUCGUCUCCGCGGGCAGCGGAGGGGGCGCGGGGGGAGGAGGAGGAGGGGUCGGGGUCGUGGCCGGGGCCCCCGCCGUCCCCCCGGCGACGAGCGUCCACGAGCUGCUCGAGUGCCCCGUCUGCACCAACUCCAUGUACCCGCCCAUCCACCAGUGCCAAAAUGGUCAUACUCUGUGUUCAACCUGCAAAACCCGUGUGCACAACCGCUGCCCAACCUGUCGACAGGAGCUUGGUGAUAUUAGAUGUCUAGCAUUGGAGAAAGUGGCUGAAUCGCUUGAGCUACCCUGCAAAUAUUACUCACUAGGUUGUCCAGAAAUCUUUCCGUACUACAGCAAACUCAAGCAUGAAUCACAGUGCAAUUUCAGGCCAUACAACUGCCCUUAUGCUGGCUCUGAAUGCUCAGUUGUCGGGGAUAUUCCUUUCCUAGUUGCUCAUCUGAGGGAUGACCAUAAAGUUGACAUGCACUCAGGGUGCACAUUCAACCAUCGCUAUGUUAAGUCAAACCCCAGAGAGGUCGAAAAUGCUACUUGGAUGUUGACUGUCUUUCACUGCUUUGGGCAGUACUUCUGCUUGCAUUUCGAGGCCUUCCAACUUGGAGUGGCUCCGGUUUACAUGGCCUUCCUCCGUUUUAUGGGCGACGAAAAUGAUGCCAGGAACUAUAGUUAUAGCCUUGAGGUUGGCGCGAAUGGCCGGAAGAUGAUAUGGGAGGGCACUCCCCGCAGCAUAAGGGACAGCCACCGGAAGGUUAGGGACAGCCAUGACGGCCUCAUAAUUCAGCGGAACAUGGCUCUGUUCUUCUCAGGCGGAGAGAGGAAAGAGUUGAAAUUGCGGGUCACCGGCCGAAUCUGGAAGGAACAGCAGAAUCCUGACUCGGGAGCCUGCAUUCCAAACCUAUUCAGCUGAACUGAAAUAACAAGAGAGAAGGAUUCGGAUUCGGAUUCGGUUUAGGUGUAUAUUGGGUGAUGCGUGUGGUGCACCUGUGCCCGCUUCUGUAAUUUGUUUGUGUUGCUUCCACUUUUCUUCCACGUAGCCGUUGUGGCCUGCCCUAAAUUAGUUAGGGCUGACGUGUGAGGACCAUGAAAAAAAAAUACGGCUUGAGCUUUGUGGGUUCUGAUUGAUCACAUGAUAAGAAAUUUCUCGAUUUGUUUCUUUUGCCCUUGUGCCCCAUUUUGAGAUGGGAGGCCAUUAUGCUCUUUCUUGCUUGUAAUUUGCAACCAUUGAUCAGAGCAUUUUCUGGGUUUGUAUGUUUU